GGUACUUUUGGAGUCUUCGUGGCGUAGCUUGUUCAGCUGCUCGUCGAAGCGGCUGUCGGACGGUCGCAUCCUUGCGAGUCUGCGUACAAUGUAGCAGCCAUUUUUGUUCUGUUCAUAAUAGCGUGCGCAUAUUUUAAUGUAUUUAGAAGGAUAUUUAGGAAAUUUUUCAAGAUGACUAUUAUAGUCUUUUUAAUAGAUACUUCAGCUUCUAUGAAUCAAAGAGCUUAUUUGGGCGGACGCCCAACGUUGCUCGAUGUAGCCAAGGGCGCUGUGGAGACGUUCGUAAAGGUACGUCAGCGAUCUCCCGAAAGCAGAGGCGAUAGAUAUAUGCUUCUUACUUUCGAAGAGCCACCCGCGAACAUCAAGGCUGGUUGGAAAGAGAAUUUAGCAACUUUUAUCAAUGAAUUGAAGAACUUGCAGUGCCUUGGACUGACUACAAUGGGUGCUGCUUUGAAGCAUGCAUUUGAUGUCCUCAAUAUUAAUCGCAUGCAGACUGGCAUAGACACUUACGGGCAAGGGAGAUGCCCUUUUUAUUUGGAACCAUCAGUCAUAGUUGUGAUUACAGAUGGAGGAAAAUUGUCCAGUAAUGCUGGCAUCCAGGAGGAAUUUAAUCUUCCAAUGAACUGCCCAAUACCUGGUUCCGAGCUGACCAGAGAACCGUUCAGAUGGGACCAGAGGCUGUUCUCCCUUGUGCUGAGGUUGGCUGGGACACCAGCAGUGGAGAGGGAUUCUGGACUUGUUCCAUCUGAUUCGUCGCCCAUAGAUGCCAUGUGCGAGGUCACAGGAGGUCGAUCCUAUUGCAUCACAUCGCAUCGCAUGCUCAUGCAGUGCAUAGACAGCCUGGUGCAGAAGGUGCAGAGCGGCGUGGUGAUCAACUUCGAGAAGAUCGGCCCCGACCCGCCGCCCAUAGACGGUGGUAACAACAGGGACGGUGACCAGGACGACGUUAAUCCGGACGGUGACAAAGAUAUGGACGGCGAUGGUGAGAAGAAUGGGCGUUGGAACGGAGGGUCUUAUCAGACGGGCGUGCCGAACCAGGCGUCGACCGCGCCGCAAGCCUGGCACUCUUGCAGGCGGCUUAUCUACGUGCCGCGGACCGUGGCGCAGAAGGGCUUCGCUGUGGGAUUCUGGCCCAUACCUGAGUCGUUUCGACCUGAUCCCAACGCUCAAUUGUUGCCACCUCGUUCAGCGCAUCCUGUGGUGAAGUUUACUUGCACAAGCCAGGAGCCCAUGGUGAUAGACAACUUGCCUUUCGACAAGUACGAGCUGGAGCCGAGUCCCUUGACGCAGUUCAUACUGGCUAGGAAACAACCGACGAGCUGUUGGCAGGUGUUCGUAGCAAACAGUGGUUGCAAGAACAAUGAAGUGAGUCACCCGUUCGGUUACCUGAAGGCAUCAACCAACCUGACGUGCGUCAACCUGUUCGUGCUGCCCUACAACUACCCGGUGCUGCUGCCGUUGCUCGACGACCUAUUCAAGGUGCACCGCUGCAAGCCGACGCCCGAGUGGAAGCAGGCGUUCCAGGCGUACUUGGACAGGAUGCCCUCGUACUAUGUUACUCCUCUUCGUCGCGCGCUGACUAAGAUGGGUGCAUCGGCGCCGCUAGUCCAGAGUUUGAUACCCGACACUCAGGACAACUCUCUGAGUUUCUCCGUACUGAAUUACUUGAAAAGACUGAAGAACCAGGCCAAGAUUGAGUUUGACAAGUUGUGUGCUGACGUCAUCAAUAAAGCCUCCAGCGCCAACAGCCAAAAGGUGGCAGAAAGUGUCCGUGUGAUGCCUCGCUCACCGCUCAAGAAGGACCUCACGACGCACCCGUGCCUGCAGGACAAGUUCACUGCUCUGCGGGAUCAGUUGAACGAGUUCGGUGGGUUCGUGGUGGGACUGUCCCGUGGGAGGCACAAGAACCAAACGCACACCUACAGGAACCCCUUCGAUAUACAGAGGAGAGAUCUGUUGGAUCAGGUCGUACGAAUGCGUUCGAACUUCCUCCAGCCGAAUUUAUCUUACACUCGGCUGGUGGACGAGGACAGUGCGCACUCUAUGGCGGUGGCGCAGAUGGGCAACUACCAGGAGUAUCUCAAGCGGAUGACGCCUCAGUUGAGAGAGAUCGAGUCGCAGCCCGUCAGGCAGCACAUGUUCGGGAAUCCAUUCAAAAUCGACAAGAGGAUGAUGGUAGACGAAGCCGACAUAGACCCCCUAGGAGCAGUCCGGGGGAGCGGUGGAGGCGGCAUCGGCGGGAAACGGGGGUCAGAGACCCCCCGAGCGGCACCACCCAAACGGAAAGCGGGCCCCUUGCCUCAGCACGUGGUGGCGCGGAGGCCCUCAACACCACCAGUGCCGGCAAUAAUAACACUACACAUGCCUGCCACCUCGUCCGUGGUAUCCCCACCACCUACAGCGCCUUUGUCGCCUGUGAUGACGCGGCGACCUGCCUCCCCCCUCGCGCCCGUGCCUUCUGAUCUGCCGUCGGGGAGGCCUCCUGAGGAGCCUCCAAACGUGGAUACGGGCGGGCCCUCCACGCCGGUGUCGUCGCCGCAGCCCGUCGCGCCUACCAACCUCCCGCCUGUCAUCAAACCAUUUCUCAAUGGAGAUGCGUACACAACAAUGGGCAGCAAGAUGCCGCGCUCGCCGUCGCCGCCGGGCGAGGCGGCCGUGCCCGCGCCCGCGCCGCCCGCCGCCGACACGCAGGAGCUGCAGAUCAACGCCAUCCUGCAGGGCAUCGCGGCCGAGAACAACUACUCGGCGCGAGGGAGGAAACGGAAAAGAAAGAGCGAAAGACAAGAAGCGCCCAUCUUACUGCCGCCUCAGCCUUCGCGUAAAGAGAUGGCUGACAUCAAAAAGCACAAUCUCGGUGUCCGGUCUGAAGUGUACCGCGCUGUUCGAAGGCCGGGCAAAGAUUACACGAAACUGUUCGAAAUAUUAAAACAAUUGCAAGGUAGCGUGGACGUUAAGAAGGAAGUGAUACGUGAUGUUAUAAGUGAAUCGUUGCGGUUCAAGCGGCGGGCGCUCGCGCAGCUGCUGGAGGACUUCUUAGCGGGACUAGAGAAGAACGGUAACAGUGCCUCAGUUAGUAUGACCAUGGUCAACAAUACGUCUUACAGUACCACGAACAACCAUAGCUAGUGGGGUGUGUGAAAUCGUACGUUCGUUUGUACACACACACACUAAACUGUGUUAAGUUUUUAAUAUUAAGGACCGGUUUCACCACCUAUGUAGUUCUAACAUGCAACCCAUUACACGUGAAGACAAAAUGGCAUGUUGUCAACCAAGCAGUCAAUAUACAGGGUGCUCGGGAGUAUUUCCCAUAACUUCAAGGUGUUGACGAGCUCUUAUAGAACU
Messenger RNA from Bicyclus anynana (squinting bush brown), 3342 nucleotides. It is a transcript of the gene IntS6, whose product is annotated as integrator complex subunit 6. The transcript is spliced from 16 exons. Gene Ontology annotation, biological process: snRNA 3'-end processing. NCBI's taxonomy places the organism in Eukaryota, Metazoa, Arthropoda, Insecta, Lepidoptera, Nymphalidae. Bases 172 to 3126 code for a protein of 984 amino acids. The record is from RefSeq and is a predicted model, not a curated record. Gene Ontology annotation, cellular component: integrator complex.